CGGAGGGAGUCUCCCCGGCCAGUAGCAUCACGGCUGCCGUCACCAUGGAGACCAGGGCGGUAUAAAUGCCGGUGUUCCCGGAGAUCGCACACACACACCUCGCUCAGCAUGCUCCGGCCCCGGGAUCUCCGGCGUAGCUCGGGCACUCAGACAUUCCUGGAUGCCAUGUACGGGGGGAAGGUACACCUUGCCCGCUUCGUGCUGGACGCGUUGGAUCGGAGGAUAGUGAACACCCCCGCGGGGGAGCAGGCGCGGACCCCUCUGAUGCACGCCGCGUGUCUGCGGGAAGCCGAGCUCCGGAGCCGCUUCAUCCGCCUGUUGCUGGAUAAAGGCGCCGAUGUGAACGGACAGGACGAGGCGGGGAGGACGGCGCUCAGCCUGGCCUGUGAAUUGGGUCACCUGGACGCUGUGAAGCUAUUGGUCCAGCACAGUGCGGAUCCGGAGAUCGCGGACCGGGCGGGGAACCGGGCCCUCAUGUAUGCCGCCUCCUGCGGGCACAGCGCCGAGCUCACCUUUCUUCUCCGCUCCUAUAAGAGGUUCGGGCUCCGGCUGGACGCCACUAACCGGGCCGGGGUGUCCGCUCUGGAUGCCGCCCGGGUCUCCGGACACUGGGAAUGUGAGAGAGCGCUGACCGCACACAGCCCGGAGCCCCGCAGGGGAGGAGACGAGCUCCGCAGCCCAAAGCCGCGCUCCCGGCAAAUGCUGGAGCGCUUCGCCCGACCAUUCUCACACCGCCGGGAGGACCGGGAUGUCUUCUUCCUCCGCUCCUCCAGCAGCUGCUCCUCCGCUUCCCCCGGUACACAGGACGGAUGGAGGCAGCAGGAGGAGCUCCGAGUUCCCGAGCCCGGGAUACAGAGAGCUCAUAGCUGGGACGGACCGGCCCGCGGGGGCUCACCUACCGCACCCUGUAGCCGCCUCCUCCGCAGGGUCACCUCACCUGACUUCUGCCAAGGACUGCCUGACCACACCCUCACCAUGAGAAGGGACAGCAUCUGCAGCCGCAGCCUGCUCAUCCUACCCAGUAACAGGCAGGCUCUGGCCUUGUGACCCUCUGGGGCCCUGUGAUGGUAAUAUUUGGCUCUUAUUGUGACCCUAUGGGGCCCUGUGAUGGCAAUAUUUGGCUCUUAUUGUGACCCUAUGGGGCCCUGUGAUGGUAAUAUUGCGCUCUUAUUGGGGCCCUAUUGGGCCCUGUGAUGGCCACUUUGCACGCUUACUGUGGCCCCAUGGGGACCUGUGAUGGACCUACUGCAGCCUCACUGUAACUUGUGAUGGACAGAUUGCAACCUCUCUGUGGCCCCAUGGACACCUGCGAUGGGCACACUACAGCCUCAUUGUAACUUGUAAUGAGAACACUACAGCCUCAUUGUAACUUGUGAUGGGCAGAUUGCAACCUCUGUAUUGCCCCAUGGUGACCCAAUGAUGGGCACACUACAGCCUCCUUAUAUCUUGUGAUGGGCACACUACAGCCUCCUUAUAACUUGUGAUGGGCACACUACAGCCUCCUUAUAACUUGUGAUGGGCACACUACAGCCUCCUUAUAUCUUGUGAUGGACACACUACAGACUCCUUAUAACUUGUGAUGGGCACACUACAGACUCCUUAAAACGUUUCAUGGGCACACUACAGCCUCCUUAUAACUUGUGGUGGGCACACUACAGCCUCCUUAUAACUUGUGAUGGGCACACUACAGCCUCCUUAUAACUUGUGAUGGGCACACUACAGCCUCCUUAAAACUUUUCAUGGGCACACUACUGCCGCCUUAUAACUUGUGAUGGGCAAACUGCAGACUUUUUAUAACUUGUGAUGGACACACUACAGCCCCCUUAUAACUUGUGAUGGGCACACUACAGACUCCUUAUAACUUGUGAUGGGCACACUACAGACUCCUUAUAACGUGUGUUGGGCACACUACAGCCUCCUUAAAACUUUUUAUGGGCACCCUACAGCCUCCAUUUGAUGGACAGACUACAGCCUUCACAUAACUUGUGAUGGGCAAACAUCAGCCUUCCUUUGAUGGUUAGACUACAGCCUCCUUGUAACUUGAGAUAAGCAGUUUGCAACCUUCCUGUGGCCCCAUGGCGACCUAUGAUGGGCACACUACAGCCUCCAUUUAACUUAGGAGAACACUACAGCCUCAUUGGAACUUGUGAAGGACACACUGCAGCCUCCUUGUAGUGGACACACUGCAGCCUCCUUGUAAUGGACACACUGCAGCCUCCUUGUGGUGGCCCCAUAAUGACUUUUGAUGAUCACACUGCAGCCCCCCCCCCUGUAUCUUGUGAAGGACACACUACCUCCCUGUGGCCCCAUAUUGACCUCUAAAGGGCACACUGCAGCGACCCUGUGAUGGACAUACUACAGCCUCCCCGUGGCCCCAUAGUGACUUGUAAUAUGUAUACUUUAGCCUCCCCGUGGCCCCAUAGUGACUUGUAAUAUGCAUACUAUAGCCUCCCAUGGCCCAAUAGUGACUUGUAAUAUGCAUACUAUAGCCUCCCCGUGGCCCCAUAGCGACUUGUAAUAUGCAUACUAUAGCCUCCCAUGGCCCCAUAAUGACUUGUAAUAUGCAUACUAUAGCCUCCCAUGACCCCAUAAUGACUUGUAAUAUGCAUACUAUAGCCUCCCCGUGGCCCCAUAGUGACUUGUAAUAUAUGCAUACUAUAGCCUCCCGUGGCCCCAUAGUGACUUGUAAUAUGCAUACUAUAGCCUCCCAUGGCCCAAUAGUGACUUGUAAUAUGCAUACUAUAGCCUCCCCGUGGCCCCAUAGUGACUUGUAAUAUAUGCAUACUAUAGCCUCCCCGUGGCCCCAUAGUGACUUGUAAUAUGCAUACUAUAGCCUCCCCGUGGCCCCAUAGCGACUUGUAAUAUGCAUACUAUAGCCUCCCAUGGCCCCAUAAUGACUUGUAAUAUAUGCAUACUAUAGCCUCCCGUGGCCCAAUAGUGACUUGUAAUAUGCAUACUAUAGCCUCCCGUGGCCCCAUAGUGACUUGUAAUAUAUGCAUACUAUAGCCUCCCCGUGGCCCCAUAGUGACUUGUAAUAUGCAUACUAUAGCCUCCCCGUGGCCCCAUAGUGACUUGUAAUAUAUGCAUACUAUAGCCUCCCCGUGGCCCCAUAAUGACUUGUAAUAUGCAUACUAUAGCCUCCCCGUGGCCCCAUAGUGACUUGUAAUAUAUGCAUACUAUAGCCUCCCCGUGGCCCCAUAGUGACUUGUAAUAUGCAUACUAUAGCCUCCCGUGGCCCCAUAAUGACUUGUAAUAUGCAUACUAUAGCCUCCCCGUGGCCCCAUAGCGACUUGUAAUAUAUGCAUACUAUAGCCUCCCGUGGCCCCAUAGCGACUUGUAAUAUAUGCAUACUAUAGCCUCCCCGUGGCCCCAUAGCGACUUGUAAUAUGCAUACUAUAGCCCCCCGUGGCCCCAUAGUGACUUGUAAGAUGCAUACUAUAGCCUCCCCAAAGCGACAUGUAAUAUGCAUACUAUAGCCUCCCGUGGCCCCAUAGUGACUUGUAAUAUGCAUACUAUAGCCUCCCCGUGGCCCCAUAGUGACUUGUAAUAUGCAUACUAUAGUCUCCCCGUGGCCCCAUAGUGACCUCUAAAGGGCACACUGCAGCCACCCUGUGAUGGACAUACUAUAGCCUCCCUUUGGCCCCAUAGUGACUUGUGAUUGGCAACCUCUACUGAUGGAGGGUCACCAAACACAGAUGGGGGGGGGUUCUCUCGUCCAAUGAGAAGUGUGUUUGCAUUGUCUCUUGUUGUACAGCCAUAAUACUGAUUGGCUGCCCUGGCACUGCUGGUGAACUGAGUGGAAGGACUGCACCAAUACCAGAAGGACUGUCAGAGAAUAAGAGCUGCCAAUGGAGAUCCAGGAAUGACAGUAAUGGUCCCACCGUGAUGCCAUUAGAUGAUAAGUGACAAGGACAUGACUGUAUGAGUUGACAGGCAGAUGCUGCGACAUUGCGCACUUCAUAAUGUUUCUUUCAUCAUCCGGGGUUAUUCAUGAAGCUCCUGUGUAGACGGAUCUCUCAGCAGGGACCGUCGGGGGGGAUGGUAAUUAUCUACACAUCACCUUCAUAUGAACAAUGUGUGUUGUCCUAGAAUAUAGGUUGGUGUAGAAAUAUUAGGCUUCUUAGUCAUUUUUGCAAUUAUCUUUGUAAAACAAAUAUUUUACUAGAAUUUAGUGCAAAUACUUGGAUGAUUUCCUAAAGGCAUCAUUUUAAUAAAACUACGAAAUGAGUGAGGA
This is a messenger RNA of Rana temporaria (common frog), 4234 nucleotides long. RefSeq names its product ankyrin repeat domain 63 (gene ANKRD63). The transcript has a single exon. The record is from RefSeq and is a predicted model, not a curated record. Lineage: Eukaryota; Metazoa; Chordata; Amphibia; Anura; Ranidae. Bases 109 to 1047 code for a protein of 312 amino acids. Gene Ontology annotation, molecular function: protein binding.